AUGGCUAAUGUUUGCACGAAGCUCACUGGUACAGUGCGCUCGGUGCGUCUGUUCCAGGUCGACGGGUUCAGCUUGGCGGCCAAGACCAUGAACAGCGAAGAGUGCUUCAAAUUUCGUUGGAACGUCGACGGGUACGAGUGGGAAAUCCACUGCUAUCCUGCAUCUGGGUGGGGCAGCGAAUAUGUUGCACUAAAGCUUAUGCUCCUGAGUGAAGCCCGUACUGGCAAUGUGAGGGCCAGCCUAGGCUGUCUCCUGAUACAUCCGAAGAAGCUGAACAACGAAUCCCAACCAGAAAAGACCGUGACACACGUGUUCAAGCGUCCCAACGACUGCACGCGUGGAGUCGAGCUCGUGAACAGGAAAUCUCUAGCGGUGCCAGCUUCUCUCAAAGAUGACUAUCUGACCGUGGAGUGCACCAUUACUAUCCUCAAGGAACUACCGGAAGCGGCAACAACGACGGUGCCUGUCCCAUCCUCCAACUUGCACCUGCACCUUGGCGAGCUCCUGGAGAGCCGGACGGGAGCCGACAUCAUGUUUCUCGUCUCUGGCGAGAGCUUCGCCGCGCACAAGCUCGUAAUAGCCGCGAGGUCUCCCGUAUUCAUGGCCGAGUUCUUUGGGCACAUGAGGGAGGCGAGCGCUGGGCGUGUCGUCAUCAAGGACAUGGAGCCGCAAGCGUUCAAGGCCAUGCUCCACUUUAUCUACACCGACACGGUUCCUGAGCUUGACCAGGAGUUAGAGGCCGUAGCGACGAUGGCUCAGCACUUACUUGCAGCUGCUGACAGGUACGGGCUAGAAAGGCUCAAGGUGAUCUGCGAGAGCAAGCUCGCUGGUGGCAUCACUGUCGAAACAGCUGCGACGACUCUGGCUCUGGCUCAGCAGCACAACUGCUCGCACCUCAAGGCGAAGUGCGUUGAGUUCAUGGUUAGCACUCCUGCUGUCCUUGAUUCUGUUGUGGCGACGGAGGGGUAUAAGCAUCUCGAGGCGAGCUGCCCUGCAGCGCUUACUAGCAUCGUCAUCUCCAUGCGUGGGAGAAGGAAUUGA
Messenger RNA from Lolium rigidum, 1041 nucleotides. RefSeq names its product BTB/POZ and MATH domain-containing protein 1-like. The transcript has a single exon. Gene Ontology annotation, biological process: protein ubiquitination. NCBI's taxonomy places the organism in Eukaryota, Viridiplantae, Streptophyta, Magnoliopsida, Poales, Poaceae. Gene Ontology annotation, molecular function: protein binding. The record is from RefSeq and is a predicted model, not a curated record. Bases 1 to 1041 code for a protein of 346 amino acids.